Desarmillaria tabescens is the source of this 1433-nucleotide messenger RNA. RefSeq lists its product as uncharacterized. Lineage: Eukaryota; Fungi; Basidiomycota; Agaricomycetes; Agaricales; Physalacriaceae. The record is from RefSeq and is a predicted model, not a curated record. The coding region runs from base 45 to 1214 and encodes 389 amino acids. The transcript is spliced from 10 exons.
GCGAUCUUCGUUAUUCCUUAGCUCACUCCCUUGUUCUAAGUGUCAUGUCCGACGAGGAAAUGUCCAACCCGCAAAGCCCAUCGAGAGUUUUUCACUGCUUAAUCUUCUCUCUCUCAUUCAUCAUCAUUGUUCCAAUCUUAUGCAUUACACUCGCUCUAGGGUUACGCCCCAGGGGUGGGCUUACGUAUGCUAGGAACCCGUAUUUGACAGACAGAAACAGAACUAUUUAUCUCAUUGCUUCCCUGAUCUCAGUCGAUAUUCAGAAGGCUUCCGUGGUUGUGGAAUGGGAUGUCCACCUCGAUACUUGUGAAUUUAGGUGCACAGACGUCAACAUCUUCUUUGAUACAAACCAUUUCUCGUCAGACAACAGAGAUGAUCACGGUCCCUAUAAUGAUGACAUACCGACAAAUCCUAUCUUCACAUGGAAUUCAUCUUAUCUGACUGAUCCUGACUUUCGGCACAAGGAUCCCAUGUUCAGCACCAGCCUCGAUUUUCUCCCAUAUGACGAUGCGGAUGUCCCAGGUGGGAGCAUCAUCUAUUACCCUUUCGACAGUUACAACGUCUUUAUUAAAGCAUUUGCUCAGGACGCAGUAACCAAUGCGUCAGUAUUCCUAUCCAUUAGUCCAGCGUCUGGACGGAUAGUCGACCUCAAAGUCACAACUGACAUUUUUUCGUUCGAAAAUGAUGCCAAGAGUAAAAUUGAGGUAUUUCUGACCUUCCAACGUAGCACGCUUGUUAUCGUGUAUUGUCUCACAAUCACGCUCAUAUUUUGGCUAGUCACUCUCAUGAUAUGCCUCAUCAUGAUAACAACUGUGGUUUUUGGCUUUCGACAAAGGAAUGAGAUUGUUGUAGUCCCCAUUGGGACCGUGUUUGCUUUUACCCAACUGCGAUCCACCAUGCCUGGGGCUCCCGAAGGUUUUGGUGAUAUUCUCGACUUUGCCGGGCUACUCCCAUGCCUCAUCCUUCUGUCGAUAUCCGCUGUGUCAAUGGUUGGCAUCUACUUAUUUGCUAAUCCAGAUGAUCCGUCCCGUAGGUCCUUCACUUGGAGCGAAUUAGAGAAUGCCUUGCAUCAUUAUAUCCAGCCCAUUUGGAUUACUACCCAGGAAUGGGUACAGCGUGCUCGUUUUCGCAUCAUGAUAGCGAGACGGAUUCUGAGGGCACCUUACAAUGUUGAGAUUCCCUUGACAGAUAUUGCUCACGACGAUCAGGCUUGAGCUUCAAUGCGCUGUGGAACUGGACCUAUGAUGAAUGUACAAAGUAGAUACUAAAGCCCCGGACGGUUCAAGAAUACACCGUACAUGUAAUAAGGUUGUUGAAGCUUUUCUUCGAGUACACUGGUCACAAAGUGUCUCAUAAUAAGCCCUCCAUUGCGUACUUAAUGCUUACGAACACGCGGGAGUGAAAUCCGAGUGCAACAAUGGUCGCAGACACUG